UAGUGGAAAACAGACUUAGCUGGACCUUUUCUGUUCUUUUUCAGAUAGAUCGCGGCCCGGUCCGAUCAUAACCAGGUGAACUAAUAACCCCCAAUCCACAAAGCCAGAACUAAAAGAAGCCCCCACAGAUAAAAAUGGACAAAGCAACGCCAGCACCAGAAUCUCCGCCAGUGUCGCCACCACAACAGGCGGCGCUUCAUCAAGACGACGCAGCUGGUGACGAUGAGAACGUGAAGCAAUUGAAGGAAUGCUCUGCUCUCUACUUAUCCUUGCAAGAUUGUCUUAUUAAGAGCAACAGGAAUUGGAAAUCUUGUCAAAUGGAGGUUCAAGCUUUGAAGGCAUGCAAUGAAAGGAGGAAAAAAUAGCUGUAGGAAAUGAAAAUUUUAAGUUGUAAGGAUGAUGAAAUUACUUCAAAAAUUCACAAAUUCAGAACUUUUUUUUUAAUGUUGAUUUGGCUGAGAAAUGUAAUGCAACAACCCUUAAUAGACUUUAUUUUUUUCUUGAUCUUGAACAAAA
Gossypium arboreum is the source of this 516-nucleotide messenger RNA. RefSeq lists its product as uncharacterized. The coding region runs from base 135 to 365 and encodes 76 amino acids. The transcript has 3 exons. The record is from RefSeq and is a predicted model, not a curated record. NCBI's taxonomy places the organism in Eukaryota, Viridiplantae, Streptophyta, Magnoliopsida, Malvales, Malvaceae.